Plasmodium cynomolgi strain B is the source of this 1575-nucleotide messenger RNA. Its product is annotated as WD domain G-beta repeat domain containing protein. The transcript has a single exon. Lineage: Eukaryota; Apicomplexa; Aconoidasida; Haemosporida; Plasmodiidae. The annotation marks the transcript as partial. The record is from RefSeq and is a predicted model, not a curated record. Gene Ontology annotation, molecular function: protein binding.
AAAUGGAUCUACUUUGGCAGCAUCAACAACAACUGCUACUUGUAUAACAAUUUCGAUGACGAUUUGAGGAACUUCGCGCACGAGGGGGUUGCGGGGAGUAGCGGCGUAGUCGGGGGGAGUAGCCGGGUUGGCAGUGUUAGCAGCGUUGGCAGUGUUGGCAGUGUUAGCAGUGUUGGCGGAGUUGGCGGAGUUGGCGGGGGUAGUAGCCGGGUUAGCAGCGUCAGCGCGAAAAUCAGCCUACAGCAUCUGAAGCACCAGAAGUACACAGACACCGUGACAAAUAUUAAGUUCUCUAAGAGCUACAAGUAUAUCGCCCUGUGCAUCUACAAUGGGGAUAUUUACAUCUACAACAAUAAUAAUAUGAACAGGUCAGAAAUUCUAAAUUACAAUAUUACCAAUUUUAAACAAAAUAUUAAUAACAGUAAUUCAUUACUUCACAUUUAUAAUUGGAAUGUUGAUUUGAGUCAUUUUAAAAAAGAGGAGGAAUGGAUUACAGAGGACAUGAAUUUUGUUAAUAUCCUAACCAUUAACGAUACGAAUGAUAAGAAGGAUAUUGAAUAUUUUAUGUUUUGUCCUUUUAAUGAAGAGAUUCUGUUAAGUAUUUACUUAGACUCUCCUAAUAUAUAUAUAUGGAAUAUCCGUCAGAAUACCCCUAUUAGCAUUACGUAUACGGUGGAUAUUCCUACUUUUAUUAAUAUUUGCAAUUAUGAUAGCAAUUUUUACCUGAUUGCUGGUUUUCACAGUGGAGAGACGCACGUGUAUGAUUAUAAUGUGUACAGUUUGAAGAGGCGUAAUGAGAGUAAGAAGUAUGAGUCUAGGGUUAAGUGUGAGAGUAGUGGUGUGGAGGGCGGCAGGCAGCAUCCCACCGUGCUUGGCAACUACAGUAUUAAGGUCACUCCCGAGGGCUGCAACGGGAGCGGCGCGCAGUAUCAUCAGCAGUAUCAGCCGCAUCAGCCGUAUCAGCGGCAGCAAUCGCAUCCAGCGCAGCAAUCGCACCCUGCGCAGCAGAUCAUGAACGAGGAGCUGGACAACAGCAACGACGUACUCUGCAUCGACAACAACCUCGCGAAUGAAAUUUACGUGGCCACCCACCGAAACGUGAUUCAGAUCUGCAGCGUGAACAACAACAGCGUCAUCAGCACGUACCACAACCUGCACAGCGACCUAGUGGACUACUGCCUCUUCAACAACAAGCGAAACAACAUUUUCGCCUCCUCCUCCUUAGACAACAGCAUCAUUGUGUACGACUACCACUGCAAAAAAUAUAUUAACAAGUUUAUCGUGAACUACGAUUUUAACAAGGUCGAUACGAACAACCAAAUGGAGAAGGGAAUUAAUUUCCUCAAAUGGAUUAACACAAAUCUGUUACUCUUUUCAAGUCUCAAUGGGAACAUAUACAUUUACGACAUUCGAUCUAGGCAGUGCAUCCAUCAGUUCUACAGCCACACGGACACCAUCUUCAACGUGCACUUAUCCCUGCACCUUUAUGAUCAGAAAAACAUCCUCUCGAUUUUAACCGCCAGCGACGACCGAUCCUCGAACAUGCAUUUUUUGGACAUCUCUUCGUUUAUCUAG